Messenger RNA from Aethina tumida (small hive beetle), 1317 nucleotides. RefSeq lists its product as uncharacterized. The coding region runs from base 21 to 1205 and encodes 394 amino acids. Lineage: Eukaryota; Metazoa; Arthropoda; Insecta; Coleoptera; Nitidulidae. The record is from RefSeq and is a predicted model, not a curated record. The transcript is spliced from 2 exons.
UUAUUAAUAUCUAAACAAAAAUGGAUAAAAAUCUAACAAACCUGUUUUUCGAGGUAGCAAAAAAAGUCGAGUGGGAAGAUUUUGAAAUAUUAAAUGACUCGAAUAAUGCUGAGGUGAAUGGAUUUUUGAGUGACUUUUUCUUAGUGUCAAUAAGAAAUCCAAUAAGCAAAGAUGUUUUACAUUUAGCCGUAAAGAAAGCGUUAAAAAAUGAGGGAAGAAGAAUGGAAACGAAUCUCACUACAGCGUAUCACAAUGAAAUUUACUUUUAUGAUACCGUAUUCCCAGCAUUGAAAACAUUUUUAGAUAGAAAAAAUGUAACUGAACAGUUCGAAUUUAUUCCAAGAAUGUAUGCAUGUAGUAAAAUAUUCGGCAAUGAGGUUUUAAUAUUGGAAAAUCUGAAAAUAUUGGGGUACCAAAUGAUGGACACAUCAUUAGUAUUCAACGAGGAACAACUCAUAUAUGUUUUUAUGACUUAUGGAAAGUUACAUGGAUUAUCAAUUAGCUUCAAAGAGCAACAUCCAGAAGAGUAUUCUAAAAUAAUGGAAAAAGUUCCACAUUUCUUUUUAAGUAUGGAGGACAAAACUGGCAUUAGUGGUGUAAUGCAAAGUGCUAUAAUAGCUGCAUUUGAAUUUGUAGAUGAAGACAUAAGAACAAAUUGUCAUCACUACAUAUCUGAAACCAAUAAAAUGUUUUGGAAAAGUAUGGAGUAUAAAGGUAAAUAUACGGUUUUAAAUCAUGGAGAUUGUUGGAGCAAUAAUAUGAUGUUUAAAUACAAGGACAAAAAAUUAGAGAGUAUAAAACUGAUUGACUUUCAAAUGAUAACGGAUAGUUCACCAGUAUAUGAUUUAUCGUGUAUGCUCUAUACUAGUGCCAGAAUUGAAGAUAUAAAAAAUUUAGAUAAAUAUUUAAAAAUAUAUUAUACUACAUUCAGUAAUACUGUUAAAUCGCUGGGAAGUGAUCCCGAAGCACUUCUGCCAUACGAAGUAUUAAAGGAAGACUGGAAAAAAUAUUCUAAAUUUGGUAUUCAGUUUGGUAUAAUGGUUCAUAAAUUGAAAUUAAUGGACGGAAAGGACAUGUUGAAAGUAGGCAGUGAUGAUAAAAUGUGGAAAGAAGUUGCUGCCAUUAAACUUACUAAGGAGAAACAGGAAAUAUUUCGAGAAAGAGUUAAACCUCUUGAAGUGUCUUAUAAAAAUGGAUACUUGUAGAACAGUCACUUCAUAUAUUUUAAUAAAUAUUUGCACAGAUUUUGAAUUUGCUUUUAAAAUAAUUAUUAUAAAUUAAUAAUUAAUGGUAAAAUAUGAAGUUAUUAGUUGUAAA